Rhinocladiella mackenziei CBS 650.93 is the source of this 2370-nucleotide messenger RNA. RefSeq lists its product as uncharacterized. The record is from RefSeq and is a predicted model, not a curated record. Gene Ontology annotation, molecular function: protein kinase activity. Gene Ontology annotation, biological process: protein phosphorylation. The transcript has a single exon. The coding region runs from base 1 to 2370 and encodes 789 amino acids. Lineage: Eukaryota; Fungi; Ascomycota; Eurotiomycetes; Chaetothyriales; Herpotrichiellaceae.
AUGCCUAUCUCCCAGACGCCUAAGAAGACAAUAACCAAAAGCAGUGUCGCCAAUGAGACACCCCAGAAUGCAGUAAAUUCUGUCCCCCACGACGAUACUCAAAUUCAUCGCUUACCCGUUUUCAUCUCUAGCCUUGGCUGCAUGACACACGUGGAGGACACAAAGAUCUCCAUUUUUGAGAAGCUUCAUAAUAAGAUGUCCAAGAACGCAAAGUUCACCGAAACCCAAAUUAAGAGGGCAGAGGAGGCACUCAAGAUAUCCAAUGAAUGGAAAAAAUGGCGGUCGGACAUGGUCUCAAAGAGCUCGGGAAUAAUUUCUCAGAAUAUAUUUUUCCGCAUGCUUCGGAAAGCUCAAGAGGUUCUUCAAGCACAAUCGACGGCAAAGACACGACAGGCUCAGAACGUCUUCAUUAAUAUCGGAACAAAGGUACCCAAGUCCGGGAUCAGUAAUGAGGAGUACGCGGAAGGCCUGAAGCUUUUCAAACCCGAUCUAGCUAGUAUUGCCACCGAUGUCAACAAGGAAAAUGUGAGGUAUUGCGAUAUGAAGACAACCUGGGAACUCAAGAAAUCGGCCGACCAGACAUAUGCACAGUCCCAAAUACAACUCUCUCUUUUGAGAUGCAACCAGGUGUUCCGAGACGACCCCUUUCGCCACUUCAUCUACUCCAUUCACGUCGCCGGCAGAACAUUGCGUCUCUAUCAACUGAACAGAGGGCAGGUGCUGUGUUACGAAAACGGGCUUAAUAUCGAGCAGAAUACCUCAAGUUUUCUGCGCUUCGUCAACUGGCUCAUGCUGGCCCCUGACGACGCCCAGGGCUUAGCCAAGGAACCUUCUGCCAUCGGUCGAAGAGCCAUCAGCUUCACUCCGGCCGGAUGUAAGAUACCAUCGCCACUCGUGCGUGUGGGUGUCGACCUGGUCACGACCCGCGGCACGACGGUAUGGCCUAUUAAAAUGCAAAAACCAAAGCCAAAAAAGAAAAAGUCAAGAAAGUCACAGGCCAAAAAGGACACAGAGAACCCACCUAUAGAAGGUGACGGUCUUGCCGCGCUGAAAAUGGCGUGGGUCUACGAGGCGCGCACGAGUGAAGCGGAUAUCCUUAGUGAACUGAGCGAUAUCGAGGAACUACCAAAGCUUUUUGAGUGGAAAGACGGACCUUUAACCACCGAGUUUGACGUUCUACCGGAGGCCAAACAUUCAAGACAAUAUCUCAAAAUGGGGCCGAACUAUCGGUAUAUGGAGGUGACACACAGUACAUCCUCCGUCAUGGCCAACCAGACCCAGAAGAAAGAGGCUGAGAAGGGCUUGUUUAUGCCGGAAGUGAAGGGAACUGCUGCCGAGUCGGCCGAUGAGCCUUCGUACACGAGAAGGCAGCGAUGGUACCUGGAAGAGUACUGUGGCGUUUCUGUGGACGGGCUUUCACAACAUCAAUACCCCCAACUUCGAGAUGUCACGGAACUCGAGCGGAUGAAGGCUCUCCGUUCAGCGGUACUCGCUAUCCAGAAAAUGUUUGACCGGGAUCGGCCCAUCGUCCACCGAGACAUUUCUCCCUCGAAUAUCAUGGUGACGUCGCCCGAUAUGCUGAAGGAGGAGGGCGGCCCUCCACCCGGGCGGCUGAUUGACCUCGACAUGGCUUGCGUGUACGGCGAUCCUCAGUCCGGAGCUCCCUGGCGCACGGGCACUUACCUCUACAUGGCAAUCGACAUUCUGAUGGGAAACCACCCUCGGCACAACCCAUGGCAUGACAUUGAGAGUAUCUUCUGGGUUCUGGUGUUUGGAGAGCUGAAGCGGACUCCUAAAGGUGCGGAGGAACUCAAGAGUAUUGCUUCCACAGGGGCAUCCCAGCCCACCGAAGCCGAAAAAGGGGUAGCAUUGGGGUCCAGAAAACUCGUUAUUGUGAGUGAUUCCUGGGAUACUUGGAUGGGUGAUGAACCAUCACGUCUCUUCAGAAAGACUUCGUUCCCCGUCAUUCGGCUUAUGCAUCGACUGAGGGUCGAACUGUUUGGAUUCAACGAAGGAAGGGAGUCAGAUCGUUUAGUAACCUGGAAAGACGUCGCUGCCGCGGCGGGCGGACAUAUAAUCCUCUCUCGGAAAUACGACGCGCCUAGAUUUGCGGUCCCUGACGAGAAAAUUUGGGAGGAAGCUGAGGAGGAGAUUGGGAAAGUCGAGAGAGGUAUUGGCGAGCUCAGUUUGGAGGAAAAGAUCGACUGGACUGGUCAAGACAAAGGCGACAAUCCUGCUGACAAAAAAGGCGUCGGGAAGUCGGGGAAAGACCUAUCCAUCGAGAGGCUGAAGCAGGCAGUUACCACGAUCAUCGAGCGCAUUGAUAGGUGGUUUGCUGAGUGUAUCGAGGACCUGGAAAAAGCUGAAUAG